Molecule: messenger RNA, 1963 nt
Organism: Mercurialis annua (annual mercury)
Lineage: Eukaryota; Viridiplantae; Streptophyta; Magnoliopsida; Malpighiales; Euphorbiaceae
Product: mechanosensitive ion channel protein 1, mitochondrial
Exons: 7
Coding region: 200-1780 (526 amino acids)
Biological process (GO): transmembrane transport
Cellular component (GO): membrane
Source: RefSeq, a predicted model, not a curated record
CAAAUCGAUGGCAUUUCAUAUCAUUUUCCAGGACCUGAAAUAAGAUUCUUCAUAAAGUCAAAACCCAAAACCAGAACAUGUCCUCUAAAAAUCACUCAUCACAUACUCAGAUUGAGAAAGAUGAUGAUGCUAUAUCUGCAGCUGUGAUUUAGAUUAAUGCGUUAUUUGUUUUCUUGAUUUUCAUUAGUUGCUGUUUUUAAUGGCUCGAGUUAGGUUUUCAAUGCUAAAAUCACUCACUAGUUCCAUUAAUUCCGCUUCAAAGAUGGAGUCGUUGAGCUUGUACUAUAAGCCUACUAAAUUUGCUAAUCAAAGUUUUGUAAGACCAACCUAUGCUUUGCUUAAUCAAGAUUACUGCAAAAAUAAACUUAGAUCAGCUGAAAUUUCAGUUGUUAGUCAAUUUUGUAAAGCUAAUUCCGCAUGUCCAACCUUAUCACGGACUUUAUCCUUUAGAAGCGCUGUGCCUUUUAGUUCAGUGAGUUCCAUGUUGAGUUAUCGAUCGUUUUCAUGGUCUUCUGGUGGAGAAGUUGAUAAAUCUGGCGAUGUUUCAGCUUCAAUUAGGAGUAACAUAGACGCUGGAAACAGUGUUGGUGAUGGGAUUGACUGGAUUCAUAAGGCUAAAGAAACGGGGCAAAGUGCAGUUGAUGCAAUAACUUCUUUCGGAGAAAAGACUAAAGAAAUCUCCGAUGAACUGAUCCCUUAUGGCCAGCAGUUUCUUGAUUCACAACCUUAUCUUAAAAAUGUAAUUGUUCCUGUUAGCUGUACUUGUUUUGGUUCUAUAUUGGCAUGGGUAGUAAUGCCUAGGAUAUUGAGGAAGUUCCACAAAUACUUUAUGCAAUCUCCUGCUGUUUUACCGUCUGGAAGUAUAUCGGAGGAGCCAGUUCCAUAUGAGAGAAGCUUUUGGGGUGCUUUAGAGGCUCCUGUGCGAUACUUGGUCACCUUUAUGGCAUUUUUAGAAAUUGGCAAGCUGGUAGCGCCAACUACUAUACCAUCACAGUAUAUAGCUCAAGGAUGGAGAGGUGCAGUUGUUCUUUCUUUUAUAUGGUUCUUAUAUCGAUGGAAAACGAAUGUGUUUGGUCGUGCAUUGGGUGCACAGAGUUUAUCAUUGGUUGAGAAAGAAAGGUUGUUAACUCUUGACAAAGUUUCAUCUGUUAGCUUAUUUGUUAUCGGGCUACUGACUUUUGCUGAGGCAUGUGGAGUGGCUGUCCAAUCUAUCUUAACUGUUGGUGGCAUAGGAGGAGUGGCCACUGCUUUUGCUUCCAAAGACAUCCUUGGAAAUGUGCUUAGUGGGUUCUCUAUGCAAUUUUCAAAACCCUUUUCACUUGGAGACACAAUAAAAGCUGGAUCUAUAGAAGGCCAAGUAGUUGAAAUGGGACUGACUACUACAAUGUUACUGAAUGCUGAGAAAUUUCCUGUCAUAGUUCCAAAUUCAUUAUUUUCCAGUCAGGUAAUAGUGAAUAAAUCCCGUGCCCAAUGGCGUGCUAUGAUCACUACAAUUCCUGUGAGUUUUGAAGACCUGGAUAAGAUGCCUCAGAUAACAACUGACAUUAAAAGCAUGCUAAAGUUGAACCCAAAAGUUUUCUUGGGAAAGGAGGCCCCAUAUUGCUAUUUGUCUAGAAUAGAAAGCUCUUCUGCAGAAUUGACGAUUGGAUGCAAUCUCAGAUUCAUGAGCAAAGAUGAACUGUACUCCACAGAACAAGACAUUCUUUUGCAGUCGGUCCGGAUUCUGAAGGAACACGGUGCUUCACUGGGUAGUACCUGGCAGGAUUACACCACUAGGUGACGUUGCAGAUGAAUGAGAUUCAUUAUGCUGAAGGUUUUAUCCAUGUUUCCCUGUAUCUGAUACUCUGCCAUAGUCGCAUCAUAGUUUCUUUUCGACUAGAAAUGACAAAUCACUAGCUUUAGGCCUGCGCGUUGCACGGUUUUUAUUUAAAUAAUAUUAUUAGAUAUUAUUGAAUUUUUUGAA